Strongylocentrotus purpuratus (purple sea urchin) is the source of this 1820-nucleotide messenger RNA. Its product is annotated as alpha-N-acetylgalactosamine-specific lectin. The coding region runs from base 165 to 725 and encodes 186 amino acids. Gene Ontology annotation, molecular function: signaling receptor activity. The record is from RefSeq and is a predicted model, not a curated record. The transcript has 3 exons. Lineage: Eukaryota; Metazoa; Echinodermata; Echinoidea; Camarodonta; Strongylocentrotidae.
CAGAUAUUAUACCUGAUAUCAUUUGCACCAAAGCUUCAGUCGUAUUUUUAUGGUUGACGCCCUAAAGUUCAUCUCGACAGUACUUCAAAUUUGUUUGACGAUCGUUUCAGAAAUUUGGCAACUGUUCCACUUCGACAAGAUUGAAAGGAAAUCGGCACGACAUCAUGAAGAUACUCAUUUUGAUCACCGUUGUCGCCAUGGCGACCGUGGGCAACGCCGGUUACAGCUGCCCUGAGUUCUGGAACUUAUUCGGAGGUAACUGCUACCGAUACCAGGGGAAUAGAUUGACAUGGUCGGCUGCUGAAGCCAGAUGCAAUGAGGACUUUACCAGCGCUGGAGUGGGACAUCUAGCUUCGAUCCAUAGCCUUGCAGAGAACCGCUUCGUUUAUGAGAUGUUCAAAUCAAGCGUGGGCAUAAACGACAUUCCAGAUUGGGUGUAUAACAGAGAAGACCCCAGUCCAGCCUACGGGGUAUGGAUCGGACUUCGCCAAACUGUGGCUGACGGCCCCUGGAAGAACUCUGACGAUACAGACCAGGGUGAUUUCUUCAAUUGGAGGAGUACAGAACCCAACAACAACUACUACAAUGUACAGGUGGAAGACUGCGUCCACAUCUGGCGCUUUGAUGAUGACUCCGACAUUCAACAAACGUGGAAUGACAUGUACUGCAACGAAGUGAUGUCCUUCGUCUGCAAGAUGCCAGCGGACGGGGAGUCUUGCGAGUAAUAAGUGGUCCACAUUUUCGACCACUUGCCUGACUAACGUCAACCAAUCAUCAAUAUUAUCCAUUUUGGGUGUUAUUUUAUAAUUCUCUCUCACUUUUUUUAUUCUCUCUCUCUCUCUCUCUCUCUCUCCCUUUCUAUAUCUACCUGUCCCGAUAGAAAAAACUGAAUUUACUACUCUCCAUUAUUUUGGUGGCGGAGUACCGAAAACUAUUAUGUCCUAUUCCAUGUUAACUUGAGUUAAGUCAAAGUAAAACAAAAACAAAUCUUUCAUGUGUCUCUUUCAUUUAGGUCAACGCGAUUGUGUUUAAUAAAUACUGCUUAAAUUUGGAUGAUUUUAUUUACCGAAUAAUGAUGUGAGAAGUGGUCAUUUAUAGGCCUUUACACGCCUUAUUUCUAAGCCAGUAUAUAUCGCUCUGUAAUACAAUAACAACAUAUAUAUUUUAUUGCUGUCAUCUCCCCCAGCCUGUGUGUGUUUUUCAGGACCGGCUUUUCUUCAGGACUCCAUUAAAGUCCAUCGAAUAAUUUUUCGUUUUCUUAUGAUAAUUAAAAGAAAAAAAGCAUUUUGGGGUAACGCCAUUGUUUAAUCACACGAAUAUCUUUCCAAGAACACUGGCUUUAUACAUCAAAGUGUACGCGUUUAUAUCCCUCUGGCUUUCAGCAUUAUUGAUGAACCAAAUCCAAUAUCCUCAGCAUGAUGUGUAAUAUCUAUUCCAUUUAAUGCAACAAAAGCGUUGACAAAUAUGAUUAAUCUUAUCGAUAAUAGAACCAUCUCUGUAGUCGAGGUAGUAUCAGAAAAUCGUGUAUUGUUCUACCGACGAUUCGUAACUAAACACGAUCUCAACUGGCAGUUUUCUUGGCCUGGUAUGUCACCUUUUGAAAUGUGCGAACAUUAAAGAUGCAUAUUACGUAAUCGGAACAUUAUUGCCUAUGGGGCAUACAAUAGGAUAUUGAAAUUGCUCCUGAGUGAUGAUUUUGCGAAAGUAGUUACGAUGGUGUUCCGAAAGAAUUAUAUUUUUUCUUUUCAACAUUUUCAUCCUCUGUACUUUCUGACACAAUUGACUAAUAAAAGUUGGAGAAACGUGAAUGACAUGGAAAA